This is a messenger RNA of Sander lucioperca (pikeperch), 7358 nucleotides long. RefSeq names its product protein phosphatase 1, regulatory subunit 37 (gene ppp1r37). NCBI's taxonomy places the organism in Eukaryota, Metazoa, Chordata, Actinopteri, Perciformes, Percidae. The record is from RefSeq and is a predicted model, not a curated record. The transcript is spliced from 13 exons. Gene Ontology annotation, molecular function: protein binding. Bases 1117 to 4767 code for a protein of 1216 amino acids.
CGUACAGGGUAACGACGUGCUGACGUUAGACGUGUGAACAACAAACAGUUGUUGGACUUCAACAAGCUAGCGAAUGGUAACGCUAGACAAAAACAGGUCCAACGUACUUCUCCCGGAUAGAGAGGCACCUACGGAACCUGUGCGAUCGGAACAUCUUCAUAAUCUCGCAAUAAUUGGCGCAUCAGUACCGGCAGGUGUAGCUUCGGCAUGGUUUCCUAACGCUAACGUUAGCCAGCUAAACCUGCUCAUUGCUCGGAGUGUGACGCCUGUUUUUUUUCUGGCUGCCGCUGGUCGAGGGUUGUGAUGCGAGCCGAGUUGCAGCACGACAGAGGGUGAGACAAGAGCUACAGCCGGAAAACAUUUGUCUUGAAACAGAAGAAUGGACUUUCUCGGCGAGAAACCGACGAGCUCACGUAUAGAAGCGGGUAUGCGACCGUACACGGGCCUGGAUGUCAUUGUUGGGCAACAACUUUAGCAAGCUAGCUAACAUUAGCUCGCUCAAAUCCAUGCAAAUGAAUUGGUUUGGUGUCGGGCAGUAAGCUCACUUUGCUAGCGUAAUGGAGGCACCCUGAGUGACUUGUACAUUUCAAUUGACUGUCCUGGUCCUCUCAAAUACUGCUGGCAAUGUGCUGACGACCAGGGAGCUUUUCGUCGGUUCCCACUUGGAGCAUUAGGACACGGUUGGCAGACAUUAUUAAGUGGCGGUGAUAGUUGAGCAAAGUUGCCUGGUUUGGCAUAUAAAUAAUUACUGAAACAGUAUCUAUUUGACAUACAUGUAGACAUCACAUAUUUCUUCUAUUGAUAUUGGUUUGAAAUUGUACUUUAUCACAUGUUUAAGGAUGCACCAAAGUAACCUGUGAUUUGUAAAAAAAAAAAAAAAAACUAUAAUUAAUAUAACCCCAAGUACAAGAAUCUAGUCAAACUAUAGGUAUAACUUUCUGAAUGCACUUGAACAUAAUUUAGCCAAUAAAGGAUAGGUGCACAUUUACAUAUAUUGUUGUGAGACAAAGGCCAGAGACAGGCUUAUCCAUGUCAGUUGGGUCCUAGUUACUGUUUAACCCAAUAUCUAGGCUGUCUGGCACAGUUAAAGACGUAAGUUUCACUGGAAAUGAAAACAUGAAUAUCGAAGAGCAGUGUCUAGAUUUGUGCAAUGUCAAGACAAAAAGCAAUGUGGACGAUGAUCACAACACUACCAACAACACAGAAGGGAUCACCCCCAGGAUCUCUGAACUGAUGACGGACAGUAACACAGAAAAACAAAACAUUGUUCCCACAGAGGCCUCCGAAACAUACCUGAUGCCUCAUCUCACUGACAACCUCCAGGCAGCUGAGGAGGACAACAACCAGGCACAAGACACACUGGAAAUUGAUGAGGUCAAUGGAAACAGAAAGAGCAGUGCUCAAGACACCCCUGCAGUAGUGAAUCCCACUGACUUGAUCUUUUCUAAUGAUGAGCAGCACAAGGAUGAUAUUGGGGUGGAGAACAUGAAGGACACUGAUCCUGCAACGUUUGUUGUGGAAGAAGGGGAUGAUGGUGGGGACAUGGACAUAGGUGUGGAUCUAAGUCUCGAUGAGAGUGGGGUGUUGGAGACUGAAUCAACAAAUGUCAGAUCAUUCUCAGACAAAACUUUCGACUCAGAGUCCACCACGUCUCAGGAUGUCCCAGCUGGCAGCACGGCAGAGAGCCCGCCAGAUGCAAGCCAGACGAGCAGCACAGUAGCUUCUGCCACAGACCAGGCUGGACUGUACCCUUCGGUGGAGGAGGUUAGCGAUAAACACAAACCAAGUGGCAAAAGGGUGACUUUUCCCUCAGAUGAGGAUAUAAUCUCUGGAGCUGUGGAGCCCAAGGACCCCUGGAGACAUGCUCAGAAUGUGACGGUGGAGGAGAUCCUCUCUUCCUACAAACAAGCUUGUCAGAAACUCAACUGUAAACCCAUACCCAAAGUGCUCAAACAGAUACAGGAACUAAAAGACCUGACUCAGCGAAAUGAUUGCUUAGAUCUAAAAGGUGAGAAGCUGGACUACAAAGCAUGUGAGUCUCUGGAAGAGAUUUUGAAGAGGGUCCAGUUUAAAGUGAUAGACCUGGAGCAGACCAACCUGGAUGAAGAUGGUGCAUCAGCUCUGUUUGACAUGAUCGAGUACUAUGAGUCGGCCACACAUCUCAACAUCUCCUUCAACAAGCACAUUGGCACACGGGGAUGGCAGGCCGCAGCUCACAUGAUGAGAAAGACGAGCUCUCUGCAGUACCUCGAUGCACGUAACACUCCCCUGCUGGACCACUCGGCUCCCUUCGUAGCACGAGCACUCAGGAUCAGUGGCAGCCUGGCGGUCCUCCACCUGGAGAACGCUGGUCUGUCUGGCAGACCGCUCAUGUUACUGGCUACGGCUCUGAAGAUGAAUAUGAACCUGCGGGAGUUGUACCUGGCAGACAACAAGCUCAAUGGCCUCCAGGACUCGGCCCAACUUGGAAACUUGCUCAAGUUCAACUACAACAUUCAGAUCCUGGACCUGCGCAACAACCACAUCCUAGACUCUGGUCUGGCCUACGUGUGCGAAGGACUAAAAGAGCAGAGGAAAGGUCUCGUCACUUUGGUGCUAUGGAACAACCAGCUCACACACAAUGGCAUGGGCUACCUCGCUGCUGCACUGCCAUGCACCCAGAGUCUGGAGACUCUGAACCUCGGCCAUAACUCUGUGGGUAACGAAGGGGUCCACAAGCUGAAAGACGGACUGAUUGGGAACCGCUCUGUGCUCAGACUGGGCCUCGCUUCCACCAAACUGUCCUGUGAAGGAGCUGUGGCUGUGGCUGAAUUCAUCGCUGAGAGCCCCAGACUGCUGCGUCUGGACCUCCGAGAGAAUGAGAUCAAGACAGGUGGACUGAUGGCCCUUUCACUCGCCUUAAAAGUCAACACCUCUCUGCUGCGUCUCGACCUUGACCGGGAGCCCAAGAAAGAAACUGUAAAGAGCUUCAUCGAGACCCAGCGUGCCCUGCUGGCUGAGAUCCAGAAUGGAUGCAAGAGGAACUUCAUCCUGGCUAAGGAGAAGGAGGAAACGGAGCAGAAGAUGAGGCAGUCAGCAUCCAUGGCUGAAAUCGCCACAGAGGAUGGGACCACAGAAGAAGAGGAGGAAGAACCAGCAGCAGAGGAGAGAGGGGACAAAGGGGGGAAAGAGGUAGAAGAAAAAGGUGAAACGCCAGGAACUGAAGGACAAACAAGCAGCCAGUCAGGAGACAGCAAUGAGACUAGCAUUCCUCAAAUGAUCCUGGAGUCGGACUCAGACACUGAGGAUGAGGAGGAUGAGGAGGUGGUAACAAAGUCCUCUUCCACGUCAAACUCCUCCCCUCGCUUAAACCAGACUGCUCCUCAAACCCAGACAGGGGUUGCACAGCCCUUCCUCAGUGCCUCAUGUACAUCCUCAACCCUGUCUGCCUCACCUACUGGCGGCCCGAGUGUCAUUUCCGGCAUCACCGUCACAGAAUCUUCAGUUCCUCGUGGCACCCCUCCGUCUCCUGGUCGCUGUAUAUCUGUCUCUAGUCCAGGGAGGGGUCACAAGAUCUUCAUGGUAACUCGGGUGGAGAGCCCCCCUGAGCAGCUACAACUCCAGAUGAGUGCACCUGCAGCUCCCAGCCAGGCCAAAGAGGCCUCAAAGAAGCCUGUAGACGGGAGCACACCCACGACACAGCCGACAUGGCCACCGGCCUCAUCUCAAACACCUACACAAACACAACUGACACAGGCGGACUUGAAGGAGAGCUCAGCUGCUCCGUCAACAGACUGUAAACUCAAAGAUCAGAGUCCUGUAGCACACUUAGAGUCCGCAGUAAAUACUACACUAGAGCCACAGUCUACAAGUCAACCCACAGAGGAUGCGACAGCUAGCACUUUAUACCCAGAAGUGACAGAUCCAAGUCAACAGGCACCAGUCCCGCCAUCAAACUCCUCAUCGGUGCAGGCUGAAGCAUUGCAGCUCACUAAGGAGGUAAUGGAGAGCAUUAUAAGCCCCCAAUCUGAGCCCACUUGUGUUGAGGAAAAGAAGGAAGGAGAGGAGGAGGAAGGUCUUACAGAAGAUGUGACUCAGGUGAGCAUAGAAGGAGAGCGUAAACGGUUCGAUGAACUGAGUCAAACCCAGACUAGUAUCCCUGCAGAACAAUCGCAGCAGCCGUUAACAAUUGCUCAUGAACAGCUACAGGAUGAGCUAUCAUCAACAUCAGAGGAGAGCCAGUUACCGAACCAAACAGAAGAAGAGGAGGCCCUUCCAAUAGAGGAGAAGCAGGAAGCGCCAGCCGAUUUGUCAGAAAAUGAAAAACCCAGUUUAACAGAGAAAGAGGACAGCCAGCCAACCCAAGAGGAACCAUGUCCAAAGCAGCAAACGGAGGCAGACGAACAGGCAGCACAGCCUGUUCUCUCCAUCCAGACUGAUCAACAAGAGCCAUCUGUCACUCAAGGUGGAGCUCAGGAGUUAAAUCCUCCAGCAGGAGAAGCCUCAAAGAGUCCCGAACCAGUCACGACUGAGUCUGUCAAAGACGAGGAUUCACCCGAUGAGAGCUCUGCAGACGAAGACGAGUGUUUUGCCGAGGCUCCGGAGGAGGAGAUAGUCGGUUCAGCUCUACCCAACGGCCUGAAGCCUGAGUUCUCCCUCCAUCUUCUGGACGCCGAAAGCCCCAAGCCCGGCAGCUGUGUGAUGGAGCACGUGAGUGUCAGCUGUGGACAAGACCUGGAGGAGCUGCUGCUAGAAGCCAGUUUGGAGACAGGGAGAGACGCACCAUGAGGUUUUGAGGUUUUCACAGGGACGGGGAGGACAGGAGAAAACGGCACUCGUCGAUAGUUUGUCUGGCUCUACUACACGACAAGUUACCCUACAAUGUUUUUGUCUUUUCUUUGACUUUACCAUCCACACAACAUUUCCAUAAAGGACAAAAGACCUGGUAUUACAGUCAAAGCUCUGAAAAUACAAGCAAAUUAGAGAAAGAAACAACAAAUACAAAAUCGACUUCUGGAGCUUUGCUGUGACAAAAAAAAAGAUACCCUCUACAUCCACACUACAUCAACCACAGAAACACAGUUACAUAUGCAUAUUAUGCGGAAGAAAAAAAAAAGAGAGAAAUAAAAUCACCCUGUUAUCACUACAUUUCGUCAAUCUGCAAUCUUUAUACACAAGCAGACGCCUGUGAGUGAGACAGAAGAGAGCUGGGAGAUUAAACACUAACCAAAGACAGAACACAGGCCUUUCUCACAGCCCUCAUGUUGCUCUCUUGUGUAGAUUUCCACUGUAGUUGGGGGAAUAACUAGCAAUUCUAUUUUAAUGUUUUUUUUUCAUAACACGUACACAAUGACAUAACAGUGAUAAUGAGAAAAGUGGGGUUGAUGGCACAUUCACAAGACGUAAUAGCGUUGACAGGCCCUACUGAGCGGACCUGCUGGCUUUAAACACUUGUUCUAGAGGUGGAUGUAGGUCACUAUCAAAGGCUUUUAUAUCCAAGGAAGCUGAAGAUGUUAACGUGUCUGUUUAAAUGUCAACGUUUUAUGUCUGUUCCCAACUCCUGACCAUUUCUCUCCCUUGCGGGAAAGAAGAACUUUUAAGGGACCUCUGCCAAAGUGACUUCCCUCUCUGUGUUUUCUCCUCCUCUGCUCACUUUGGCCCCUCAGGAAUCAGCGUCCCCCUCCGGUCAGUCUUCUCAGAUCUGAUGUGGAGGAGCUGCAACUGUCUCUCCGCCUGCCUCCACUGCAACAAAAACAAACAAAAAGCUUUUUGAAGUCGGUAAUUUAGCUCCCAGCUGAAAAAAAAACAGAACGUCUGCGAAUGUCAGAAAGCAAGAUGUCUGCUUUUGGUUGAGUUAUUUACAUCUUUUUUUUCCCCUUGAUUCUCUACAACUCUCAGACACUAUUAUUGCUUUGUUCGACCAGUCAUUGUUGUGUUAAACUCUUUCAAGAAAAGCAGCUCGGUCUCUGUCGACAUUUCCCACUCUCCUUCCUCCUGUCCCUCAGUCUUCCACUGAUACUUUCUGUCAUCUCCCCGCUCCAGCUCUUCAUUCAUGUUGCCUUCAAAACUCACCACUUCAGGUUCAGUCUCUGUUUUUUCUUUGGGCUGCUUUGAGAAAUCACUUAUUUUCUAUUUAUUUUAUAGCUAUAUGAGCCUUUUCUGAUUUCCCUUUUCCCCUUUUUUUUUUUUCUUCACCCCCAUCCUCAUUUUAUCUUUUUCUUUUCCAUUUUGGGGGUUGCUUUUAAAGAUGAACCCCAUUUUGUUGAUGUAUAUUUCAGAUUCAAACUAGAGCAAAUAUUUAGUUUUUUGUUUUGUUUUUUGGGGUGGGAGGGAAGGGUAAUCUGUGUUGGAAGAAAAGGUAAAUACGGUUGAAUGGUUGACUAUAGCAGUCGGGGUGCAGUAAUCAAAGCAAACACACGAAUGCAGCAAACAUUAGUUCUCAUCAAAGUCCUUGUUGUUUUAACGCUACUGUGCUGGGUGAGGCUGUGGCCACAAGGUGGCAGUGGUGGUUGUGUUUUCUCAGAGGAGAAGUGAAAGGAUACCACAGUCUGAACAACAUCGUAUACAACACACUGCAGGCGCUGAUGUCUCUGCUCAAAUCCAACUUCUGUCUUGAAUUUUCCAGAGCAAGGGAUUUAGGAAGAAACUUCACACGAAAUGUCAACUUCAUGUAUGUUCGUGAAGAGAGCUGCUUUGAUUAUUUCCUGAAGCAGAUACGGGCAGGUGUGUUGUUUGUUUGUUUUCUUCUUAAAAGGAGCGGCCUUCAAGCCUCCUGCUCCUCUCCACCCAACAGAUAGUUUGCCCCCACUGUUUGUUAUGCUUUAAUUUUUAGAAAUUUUUAAUAAUAAUUUGUUAACUUAAUUGAAAUGUGCUGGUAAUCACAAAGAUAUGUAUGGCGAAAUUUGUUCCUCUCAAAUAAAUGCAUGUAAUGACUAAAUGAUAUGACUGAAUGUUUCAAUGCCUGAACUCUGCAGAUGGAAAAAUGUGUUCAGAUCAAGUUGGUUGGGAUUUUUGGAUACAACUAGUGAAUUUUGAAACCUACAGAGAUGUUUUGCAGGAAAUCACUUCUAUAAAAAAGAAAAAAUAAUUAUUUAAUACAAUAUUAAAAAGUACAGUCCCUAUAAUUGUUUGUUUUUUUCACUUUCUGUUGAUCAGUACCAAAAAAAUAAAUAAAUAUAUUGCUGUGGUUAAGUCCAGGGAGGUUGGAAACCUCACUCUAAGUGACAAAGGGGCUGUCAGUGUAGAAUGACAAUCAUGUUUUGAUAUAGUUAGACAUUAGGCAAGUAGUUUGUGUGUUUGGCACUAAUGCACAACCCCUCGCACUGCAACCUCUGCAUAGAAAAGCAGAAAAAAAAAACAUGUUUCUGCAACUCAAAAUU